AUGAAUAUAUUGAUGAACAAGUGCCACGAGAGGAAGGCACCACUCGCGUCCGAGGUGGUGCUGAGCUUUGCCGUCGACGAGCUGCUGCCGCCGUACAUGCCGGUUCGCGAGGAUGGUGCCCCUCGGAUAACGCUCAGCUCGGCCAUCGGCCUGGUCAACAGGUACUGCAUGAUCCUUCCGUCGGACAUGUUCACGCACCUGAAGCCCACCUAUCAGUUGAGCACUGUGACAGUGGAGGACAAGGAGAUGUACAUCUGCACCAUCUACCUGCCCAUGACUAGUCCCCUCAAGGAGGCCAUCAGGGGACGGCCAAUGGAGACCAAAAAGUACGCAAAGAUGGCUGCUGCGCUCGAGACAUGCAAACGUCUGCACCAAAUAAACGAGUUUGACAACUGCUUGCUGCCCGUCAAGCGCGUGCUGAAGCUUCUGGAGGACUCGGACAAUGAAGAAACCGAAGAGGUGCCUCCGGGCGCACCCAAGCCCGGCACGAAGAAGCGCAGGAGAGUGUACCAGAAGCGGGUGUGCACACUGUUUGCCGAGGCACGAGUCUUGGAAGCGGGCCAUUACCGCCUGCAUAUUCUGACGACACGGCUCGUGAACAUGGCAUCUGAACUUCAGAACUGGCGCAACGAGACGCUCGUCGACCCCGAGGACUGCCCGACGUGGUUUGCCCUGCUCCUCCGCGAGGACAUGCCCUGCUUGCCGUCGUUUCCAAUCUUCACGCGGUCCGGUGACGAGGAGGUGACGGUGGUUCGCGCGGGCCUGGUGAGCCUCUCUGCCGAAGAAUGCCAUCGGCUUCAAUGUUUCCAUCGCGCAAUCUGGGACGACGUUCUCCGAAUGAAGGAGAGACCCCUGCUUCAGUUUGACUUGGGCUCUGCGCCUAGCUGUCCAGUUUUGGCUCCAGUGAUAAAAGACGGUGACAUAUCUAUGAUAGACUGGCCCUUUGUCGACUUAGUUGUCAGCGGAAUCGACGAGAAACGUGCGACGGGAACUGCCUACAGGUUCAAUCCCUGCCCCUACGAAGGCGCCGUGGUGGUGCCUCGCUAUGCUCCUCUUCACUACCACCACAGUACGUUCUACGUGAAGGCGAUCCGCACCGACCUUACCGUCGACAGCAUCGACGGGAAGGGCAGUUUCCGCGAGUACCUCUCCCUCAUUCACCACCUGCACGUCACCGACUCCACGCAGCCGAUCCUUGAGGUGGUCUUCACCGAGGUUCGGCUCAACCUGCUGACGCCGCGCUACCGGAACCGCAAGGGUGACGUGUUCCUCAAGAAGACAGCCAUGAACCGGCGCACGGAGCUGCGCGUCCCGGAGUUUUGCGACGUCCACCCCGUCUCGGCCAGCAUCUGGCGCAAGGCAGUGUGCCUCCCCAGCAUCGUGUACCGGCUCAACCAGCUCCUCGUCAUGGAGGAACUGCGUGCCUCCAUCGCCACGGCAACCGGCAUUGGUGUCAGGACCUUUCGGGGCCGCUGGCCAAGCGUGGACUUCCAGAGUGCCGUCUCGGGGAGCGCCACGAUCAGCUUCUCGCCCGCCCCUGACGAGGUGGAGUUCGGCAACCUCCUCCGCGGCCACGGCGACGCGGAGGAGAUACGGAUGCCCCGGCUGUCACGGUCGUUCGAGUACCAGCCGGAGCUGAGGGGCAACCCCGGCCCGAGCCCGGGACUCCUGCUGGAAGCGGUGACGUCGGCGAAGGCGGCUGACGGCUUCGACCUCGAGCGUCUCGAGGUGCUCGGCGACUCGUUCCUCAAGUUCGCGGUGACCAUCGACCUGUUCUGCGGCUCCACGUCGGCGCAGGAGGGGCUGCUGACACAGACGCGCGCCCGCAUCAUCUGCAAUCGGAACCUGCACCAGCUCGGCUCCAAGAUGCAUGUGGGAUCGAUGAUCGCGCUGGAGCAGUUUGAGCCGCUCCGGAACUGGCUGCCGCCAGGCUACCGCGUCCCCGAAGGUGCGGAGGACAUAAUGAUGGACGUCGACUUUGUCUUCUGGGUAAUACGAGAGGACACCAAAAUUCUAGAGAAGCUGAACUAUGAAGAGCUUUGCAGCAGCUAUGAGCACUACAAAGCUGAAAUGAGGAAGCCAGAGUUCGUUCCUCCAUCCCGCAACACGUCCGGGCCCGUUCCAAUCCGCCAGUCAACGCAGCUGUCUGACAAGAGCAUCGCCGACUCGGUGGAGGCCAUCAUUGGUGCCUACCUUCUUGUCACCGGUCCCAUUGGUGCCCUCAGGGUGAUGAAGUGGAUGGGCCUGAAGCUGCAGCAGUGCAACCUGGACGCGCAAGGUGCCGGCGACAAUGAAAGCGCCGCAGUGCCAGCGUUCAUGGGGUUCCCGGCACCACGAACAUCGCUACUGCGUUACACGGAUGAUCCCGAGGGCCACCUGGCGAGCCCGAGCAGUCCGUGGCAGGCUGCACUCUGCCUAGCGGAAAAGACACUCGGCUACACCUUCCGCGACCGGUCCUUUCUGCUGCAAGCCUGCACGCACGCCUCGUACUACAAGAACCG
Molecule: messenger RNA, 2501 nt
Organism: Rhipicephalus sanguineus (brown dog tick)
Lineage: Eukaryota; Metazoa; Arthropoda; Arachnida; Ixodida; Ixodidae
Product: endoribonuclease Dicer-like
Exons: 10
Biological process (GO): apoptotic DNA fragmentation; siRNA processing; pre-miRNA processing
Cellular component (GO): RISC complex; nucleus; cytoplasm
Molecular function (GO): protein binding; RNA binding; ribonuclease III activity
Source: RefSeq, a predicted model, not a curated record